CAUUAGGCAUCAACCUCCCAGCACGAACCAACCCAGUCCCUGCUACAUAUUCAGUUUUUGCAACCAAUCCUCGCCAACCAGACGCAAGCAUGAGGCCCCAGGUGCUGCUCGCCGCGCUGGCCAUCUUCGUCGUCCUUGCAGCUGCUCUGCCCGUCAUCCACGGCCAAGGUGCGACCCCAAGCGCGUCGCUGUGCUGCGACAACUGCGGCACCUGCACCAGGUCUAUCCCGCCCAGGUGCACGUGCAUGGACGCCUCGCCCAGCGGCUGCAACCUGGCCUGCAAGACCUGCGACAAGUCCACCAUCGCCGGCCGCGACAGCUUCCAGUGCAAGGACCGUGUCGCAAACUUCUGCCAGCGCAGCUGCACUAAGGCCACAUGAUUCAACCUGCUGUCGCCCGAAUAAUGCCGAUUAGCUUGUUCUUUUCCUUUGUUUUUUGCAGUAUUUAAGAGUUCCCUCUGCAUCUUGCUCUGGUAGAUGCAGAGAAGAAAUGAGAGUUGGAUGCAUGCUCGUUGUUCCUUCUUGUGUCUGAAAUAAAGAGCAUAUUCUUUGCUCAAAAUCUUCUUUGUUAAA
Molecule: messenger RNA, 572 nt
Organism: Triticum dicoccoides
Lineage: Eukaryota; Viridiplantae; Streptophyta; Magnoliopsida; Poales; Poaceae
Product: Bowman-Birk type trypsin inhibitor-like
Exons: 2
Coding region: 90-380 (96 amino acids)
Cellular component (GO): extracellular region
Molecular function (GO): serine-type endopeptidase inhibitor activity
Source: RefSeq, a predicted model, not a curated record